CUUUAAGAGUGGCAGAGGGAGAUAUCACAAAAACAUGGUAAAGCUUUAAGAAUCUACAUGGGGUCUUUAACAGUAGCAGAGGAAGAUAUCACACCUGUAGGCGCAUUUAAGCAGUAAUCUUUCACACACAACAGUAUAAGUAGAGAGUAUAGCACCGGAAUCACAUGUAUCGCAUAACCACUGUAGGAUAUUACUCCAGAACAAUCAAAAGGAAUUAUUCCUGAUUCAUAAAUUAACACUUUUGGACAUGUGAUAAAUGAUCCACACAGCUCCAGCUUUGUGUUUUGGUUAAUGAGUUAAUAAGCUUGAUCCUGGAACCUGGUGCCAGAGCAUUAAGAGGAUAUGAAGCUACAACAUAAUUAAAGUCUUAAACUAUUGACUCAUUAGCAGAGACUGGAAAUUCAUCAGCGUUGGAACAGUAUCUUAAUUUUAGUCGCUGUUGGAUAAAUUUUGUACACUAUCAUUGGUGAUUGGAAUAUUGGAUUGGAUUACACACACAUUUUAAUUUUGUGAAAGGUAUGUGGGGUUAAAGAGGCAGGAUGAGACAGCCCAACCCCAGUCUGCUACAUUUACUAGUCAUCAUACUGCCCACUGUCGUCACAAGCAUCAAUAUCAUUGACCGCAGAGAGGACAAUGAAAUCAACUUCAACUAUGACAUAGAUUCAGGCUGUAGAGAUGGUACAACAGAAGGCUUCUCCGACCACCCUAGAAUAGCAGCUUGUGCAGGGGACUGGAAGGGGCACAUCAGCAACAGUAGUGCCAUCUGUGCCCCUGGUUGGCGAGUCUGUGGAUGGUAUGACGAGUAUGUAUUGAAGACAAUAAAGUGGCGAGAAGCUGUGACAGUGGCGGGAUGUUUCGCCUUCAAUGCUGCACAGGAUAGAGGCAGGUGUCAGGAAUGCACUAAUAACCUUGAGCAGGAUGACUUGGCUGCUGUGGGGAGGGGGUGCCCCCAUCAGACUCUUGGCCAGCAGUCCUGUAUAUCUGGGGGCAAAAUAGAUGCCUCCUGCUGCGUGGACUCCAGGUUGAACAGGGCAUGUCAGUACAGGCCAGGGGUGACUGGAAUCCUCUGUUGUAAAAUACCAGGUAUUGCCCCUCAGAUCAUUGUCCCACCAGAGCCAAGAGAGCACUUUGUUAUGGGACUCUCUUAUACUCUCACCUGCCAGGUGUCUGGUAUGCCACCCCCUCGUAUCACCUGGUGGAAGUCAAACAUGCAACUUCCUGGCAAUAAUACGAGGAUUGUCAAACUUAGCUCAGGAAACUUACUUAUCGUAGAGGUCCAGAAGUCAGAUAUUGGGACCUACACAUGUAUUGCCAAAAACACCGAGGGGAUAGUGAAAGCCUCAAGUAAAGUCUAUGUCACACAGCACAAGUCAGGCUGUGCUGAUGGAACCACUGAGGGUCUACAUGAAAACAGGGACAUUCAGGCCUGUUCUGGUGUCUGGUACGGUCACGUGAAGAGAGCCAAGCAUCUCUGUGCCCCAGGAUGGCUUGUCUGCAGUCCGAGGUAUUCACACCUCCUUGAACAGAUCACUUGGGCUGACACCACCAAUAUUGAGGGCUGCUAUGCUUAUAAUGCAGAAAACUCUUAUAAUAAGUGUAAUAAAAGGUGCCAUAGGUACAACAUGGCGGGUGUAGGUAGUUCUUGUGCCCGCCACAAGCGCCACCAGACGUCAUGUAUUGCAGAGGGACGCGUAGAUGUAUAUAGAGGGCGCUUCUUCUCAGGCUGUUCCUACAGAGCAGGAGCCACAACAGGAGUCAUGUGCUGCCACAAGUCAUCAAGACAUAAAAAAGUAACUACUAUACCUCGAACGAAAAAGAAGAAGCACCAACACAGUAAAUUAUUGAAUUUCUUCAACACGUGUAGUCCCAGCUGUCAAAAUGGUGCUCAUUGCUUAUCUUACAAUAGAUGUCAGUGUGAGCAUGGCUACAAGGGACAUCGCUGUCAAUUACCAAUUUGCCAGCCUGGCUGUGGCCCAAAUGCUAAGUGUGUCAAGCCAGGGGAAUGUCAGUGUAAUGAAGGCUAUAAUGGGCCAAAGUGCAAACGAGAGAGACAUCUGACGUGUAAGCUGCCAUGCUACAAUGGAGGUAGAUGUCUGGAUGGGGAGUGUCAAUGUCCAACUUCCCAUUGGGGACCUUCUUGUGAACGAUUGGUCACCUGGAGGCCUUUAACAGAGCAGAAUCGCACAGAACGAUAAACUAAUAUGUACAUUAUGACAUAGUGAACCUCACCAUACAAUGUUGAACAGUGAACACAUGUCUAUUAUGUAAACCUCAGAUAUAUGGUUUACAGUGCACUUAGUGAACCAGCAGCAGGACUAGCCAGGCACAGGACAUAGUGAUAUGACUGACCACUAGAUGGUGCUGUGUAAUGCAGUGUACACCAGAGGGCGCUGUAUAAAAAGUGCACACCAGAGGGUGCUGUUUAAAACAGUGUACACUAGAGAAUUCUGUGUUGAGCCGAGUACAUUAGAGAAGCCAUGAAGUUAUUUGUAUAUGUGUACAGUGGAUGUGUAUAUAAGAAGAGGCCAGAGAUUUAAAUCUGUUUAUUAAUGUUUGUAAAUGCCAAUACACUGAAGAUGUAGUUCAUGUGUGUAGAUAAAUAACUCACAAAAUGUGAGUACAUUACUAAAUGUGAGUACAUUGUUUAUUGGAAAGGUCUUCACAUUUGAAUUUGUACUCUCUUGCCACCAAAGCUUAAACAUAAUGAACUAAAGUUGCAUAUACUGCCAACCAGAAGUGAUUGUAUAUUCAUAUAGAUAAUGAACUUAAGUUAAUAUUUUGAGCUAAAGUUGUACAUACAUGUACUGUCAACCCAGAAGUGAUCGUUUAUUCUGAAACAUAAUGAGCUAAAGUUACCUAUACUGCCAACUUAGAAGUGAUUAUGCAUUCUGAUCUAAGUGUGACCAAGUAUCGAGUCCAGGAAUAAAUUAAUGAAUUCUCCAUUGAAACAAAUACCUGAAAAAUCGAAUUGUUCAUCAAUUGGGGAAGUGGGUUUGCAAUGUUUCUUUACCAUUGUCAUCUAAGAUUGCUUGCAAUGCUUCUAUUUAUUUGUCCUGUAUGUAUGUAAUGUGACUAAACAAAAGAUGCCUAUGUAAGUUCUGCUACAUGUAUAUCUGAACAUUUAAGAAACCUUUCCAAAAGUUCAGAAUAUUUGCAAUAGAUGUACAACUUUAAACAUACUUGUGUGCCAUCUAUACUAUAAUUGAUGGAACUUGAGAGUCAAGAUUUAUGAAACCUUUUUGUUUGCCUAUAAAAUCAAUCCAAAGAUCUUUUACUUGUACGAAAAGUAUGAAACUUUCUCACACAAGACAUGUUAUAAAAUAAAAAUUACAAAAUCAUGAAAUUAAAUUAUAUACGAUUUUAUAAUUAAAUCAUAGAAUAGUCUGUAGAUUUUGUAUAGUACUGUCUCAGCGCUGUUAAAGAUGAAGAUUAGAGAUAUGUGCUGCUGUAUAUUUCAGAAUUAGUCCCAAGUCCCAAAAUCCUAAUGUUAGGAAUUUAUCAUUGUCAUUGAUAGGUGAUUUGUUUGAGAUUGAGAAAGAAUGAAAGGAAGACCUAAUGUAGGAUUUAUUCAUCGACUACAACAUAGAUAUACUGUAAUGUACAUGAGCAUUGUAACUGCAAGAUGGGUCAAAUGGACACCUAAGAAAGUAACUUAUACUUUAUAGGAUAACCUAUAGUGCCAGAAAUGACUUGUGGGAAGGUAGCUCUAUGUACUGUAAAGAUAGUCCAUUGUUUACCCCUAAUAGAAAUUAAUAAGAACCUCUAUUGUGCUCUAUUAUAUAACAAGUCACUGGGUAUUUUGUGAGUUUCUGAUGAAAAUCAGUAUUGUAGGUUAUACUGUUUGCAUAGUUAUGCAUUUUAUAUGUGCUUUAUUGAGCACUAGUGUCAUUAUUGGCCCAUUUUGUAUUCUGUCCUAAAUAUGUUGUUAUACACACUGUAAAGUUUGUUAUAUAUGUUUCAUUGUCAAGUUUAAAUAUUUUAUUUUGUAAAUGAAAUUGUAACUUAGUGAAGUAUCAGUUUCUGGUAAAUAAAUUAUAAAUUCCAAAAUGUA
Molecule: messenger RNA, 4051 nt
Organism: Owenia fusiformis
Lineage: Eukaryota; Metazoa; Annelida; Polychaeta; Sabellida; Oweniidae
Source: the annotation of a GenBank genome assembly